Molecule: messenger RNA, 2554 nt
Organism: Bemisia tabaci
Lineage: Eukaryota; Metazoa; Arthropoda; Insecta; Hemiptera; Aleyrodidae
Source: RefSeq, a predicted model, not a curated record
CAGAUACCAGAUUUGUUAUCUCUCUCAUCUACUCUUGCAAUCAGGUGGAAUGAGGACUCUGUUACCUGUUCCCGUGCUCAUUGUCAGUUCAAGUGUGAAGAAGGUGGUCAUUAUGGAGUUCAAAGAACCUUUUUGGAAAGAUGCUAUUCCCCUCAGUUCUUGCAGAGUUUGCGUCAAAUCUUUCUGCUGUAAACAACAUCGGAAUGCUCACGAGACUGAAGUACACCCGAGUCAAUUAUCCGAAGUUGAAUCGUUACCAGAAAUAUGCCAGAAAUGUCAUGUCCUUGUGAGUAACUGCAAAGACCUUAAAAGUGAAUGUGUCAAAAUUGUAAGUGUUCCAUUAACAAGUAUCAAUCCAAACACACCAAUAAUCAAUCGUGUACAUAAGAGAACCUAUGCUCAAAUGAACAUAGCCAAAGAACGGCGUCCAACACCAAUGCCAACCAAUGCUCAUCCUUUGCGAGCAAAAAGAACUGCGAAGAGGAAAGAUUUCAAGUCCAAAGAAACCUCCACCAAAGAAGUAAUGAAGGAAAAUUCCUCUGAAACAAGUCCUCGAUUUGAAGAAAUCAAAUCCAGUAGCACACCAAUUCGCAGCCAGAAUGAUCCUUUGCGGGUGAAAUUACUGAAAAGUAAAAUUGAGGUCCCAAGACAGACUCUAAAUGUGAGUUCACGGACUCUGUCACUAUCACCUCAGCGUAAAAGACCAAACUUGUCUAUUGAAAAAAGUUGUCUAAUUUCAAGUGAAGUAAAAAAUGCUGUCUCUAAAUCUCCUCCACAAAACACAAUGGAUAUUUCUGUCUAUGGAACUCCUUGUGCCGAAGCAGUCACUUCAUUUCACUGUCCCAAAAAACACAACGUUCAUUUUACUCACGUCUCUAUUUAUGAAGCAACAAAGUCAAGGGACUCUUCAACUUUUGCUAGCAUUAACUUAAGUGACAACUUUUCAAACGAAGACAUCAAUGUUGCUGGAGAAGCGGAAAAUGAAUGCGGUGCGUUUGUUCAUUCGAGAGACCAACUAAUAGACGCCAAUCACACAGCUGUUGAAAGUAUUUCCAGAAACAACCCACAGCCAACAGCUAACCUUCAAUGCAUGGAUACAAGUAUAGACGUCUCCAAUAACGUAGUUGCUCUAGUUAAGGACUCUUUGGAAUCAAAUCACAGGCAAGAUUCUUUGAACUCAUCACCUUCCACCAAUGCUCACACCCACACUAGAACACCAGAUCACACAGUAUUUUUUUCACCUCAUCCCAUCAAAGCUGAUCUACCUAUCCAUCAGAAUUACAGGCAAGAAUUUAAUUUAUCUCCUUCGGAAUCAGAGUUAGAGUGGCAAUCCUUUUUUGCGGUAGAGAAAACUCCGUCGCCUACUCAAAUCCCAGGACAUGUUAAAAAUCAUUCAGUGCAAAUUUCUGACAUUGAUCCUGUAGAGAACCAGAUUUUUCCGAAAGUCGACAGCAAUGGAGAGCCAAAACCUGAUCAUGUUCCAGCACCCAACAUUCAAAAUUAUGAGGUUGCCUCCAGUGAUCGCAUCAAACCUGAUGUACCUAUUCAUCCAAAUUCUGAGCAAGAAUUUAAUUUAUCUCCUUUGGACUCAGAGUUAGAGGGGAAAUCCUUUUUUGUGGCAGAGAAAACUCCGUCUCCAGCCCAAAUCCCAGGAUUGGUCAAGAACCAUUCAGUGCAAAUCUCUGACAUUGAACCAGCAGAGAACCAGAUUCUUCCGAACGUCAACAACAAUGGGGAGCCAAAACCUGAUAUUCAUGUUCCAAUAACUAAUAUUCAAGAUUAUGAGAUUGCUUCCAGUGAUCCUUUAAAGACAAGAGGAGGUGUCUCAAUGGCAGAUAAAUCAAACAGCAAUCAAAUCAGCAGCAGUGUCAGAUGUGUCACUGAAUCUUGCAAUGCUGAUCAUGCGGCUGGCAGCGUGCUUUGUACAGAUGAAAAUAAGGUGAUGGAACUAAAGUCAAACCCUGCUCAUGUGUCGCACUUUUAUCUUGAUGACUCUCAAUUUAAACUUGUCAAUUGUCAUAGCACUCCAAUGGUGCCAGCUUUACUGCGAUUGAAUACAUCUUUGGAUGAGUCCGUCUCCUUCAACAGGAGUCUGUCUGACUCAGGAAAUCCAUGUCAAACAGGUCUCAUAGGAUUCGCCAAGAAAGGUAUCAAAUCGCUGUUUCCUUAUCUCUUCAAGCAAAGGAGGAGCAAAAGCGCAGAAGAUUUGUCCACACUGGCCUCAAUUAGUCCGCUCGUUACAAGUGGGGUUAGCCCUCUCAAAAGUUCGAAUUUUCAUUCUCCUGUGUCCACUUCAGUGAGAAACGUCCAAACUACCACUACUGUCUGCGUGAGCGAGGAAACUUCUUCUUCUGCUGAACAGACGGCAGCUUUAAGUGCUGUUUUGAAGAGAAAGCCUAUUUGGGGAUGGCCAAAACGCCGCCGGCCCAUCCGGGAAAACCAGCCCCCUCGUUUAUCUGAAGACUGAAAAAAGACUGAAAGAGACAUUGUCAGUAAGUCAUCUUUCAUGCAAAAUCCCCGCACAAUAAAAAAAUUUAGGAUAAAUAAUUUAGGA